This is a messenger RNA of Babesia sp. Xinjiang, 759 nucleotides long. RefSeq lists its product as uncharacterized. The record is from RefSeq and is a predicted model, not a curated record. The coding region runs from base 1 to 759 and encodes 252 amino acids. The transcript is spliced from 3 exons. Lineage: Eukaryota; Apicomplexa; Aconoidasida; Piroplasmida; Babesiidae.
AUGGGAUACAAUUACACAAAAGCAAUGGUUAUGACCGGUGCGGCCGUCGCUGUAGCGUGGCUUGUCUAUUACCUUGUCAAGGACGAAGAACCUGAAGAUGAUUGCGAUUUGUACAAGAAAGAAUACGGUGCUGGUGUUAUGAACUCUGCAAGUUCAAUUGUUGAAAAAUUGUCAAGAGCAGAUGUACUUGAUCUACUUGCUAAAAUCGCAGUCAGCCAAGAAAAGGCAAAGACAUUAAUCAAGACUUUAGUGAAAGAAUUAAUUGAAAACGAUUUUAAAGAAACCAUGGAAGAACUAUAUCAAAGAAUCGUUAACGAGGUACCUAUUGACCCUUUGAAGACAAAGGGACUCACACUUUUCGACCUAGACUACCUAGUUGAAAGAUAUCAAAAUGACCCUGCUGUCAGAGCUCAUAUCAUGAGGAUGAUCAAUUUACCACAAGGAGACGUUGAAGAAGAUGAAACUGAUAUACCAGCGGAUGAUGUAGUGGCUGUAUACGAGUUCAUGUUGGCUGAAUUGCAGAAUCUACAAACUACACAACAACCUUUAACUGCACAACCUGAAUUGAAUACCAAUGCUGCAAGUCUAACAGUACAAGCUAUCAUCGCAGCUAAGGUACAAGACAAGUUCGGAUACACAUCGAUACAAAUAGAUAGAGCAAUCACAAACCAUCAGGGUGAACUUGGUAUGAAUACAAAGUUCGCAAGAUUGGCUAUGCAGAUACAAAGUGAAAUGACAGAAAUUACAGGGACUAGUUGA